GGUAGUACAGUACUUUCCUUACGUGUAAUAGGUAUGACGUACGACACACUGACACCUUAACUGUUAAUCGGUAUGAUUUUCCUACCGUACUCCUACCGAGUGAUGUCAAAAACUAAAAACUACUACGGACUCUGUUCGAUAGCAACGAUUAGUUCAAUACGAUACAGUAGGGUACGUACAUGAAUGUASCGGUAGCGUAAGCCGAAAACAACCAUCAGUCAACCAAAAAACGCAACACACCUUACUCAUCAGGUGGAUCGUGCACAAGGUCAGAAACACAUCCUUGWCUUCUUUGGUGUCAAGGCAUCGAUAACCCCACUUCGUUACCGGUUCCAUUAUUUCGAUAGUUCAUCACCAAMCAAUAMCAGAGCAUACUGCACGUAGGCGACAUUAUCAACGAGAAACAAAAAGACCAUUUUGCCAAUCCCCAAGAUGAUCACACCCGGAAUCCAAUCAUUCUUCCUUUGCUCGUGGGCGGUGCUGCUGUUGUUUUCGACCCGGUCCGAGGGUUUCCUUCCGACGGGAACCCCGCGAAAGAACUCUGUGUCGUCGCCCUUUCUGCCAACGMACGGAAGCCUUCCGGGGUGUUCCGUGGCRACCAAAUCGACGUCGACGGAGCUCCAAAACCUGUUUGGGAAUCUUUUCGGACAGCAAUCCAAGCAGGAGGGCGGUGGCGAURCGGAAUCCGCCGGGAGCAGCGCUCCCCAGCCGGUCGUGGAAAUCAUGGACAUCCCCGCCAGGGUCAUCAAGAUCAAACCCCUGAAAUUCUACCUGCAGCUGUUUCUGGUGAGCCAACAAAACACCCCCUUCAAGGGAGCCUGGCUGCUGAAUGCCAACGAGGAGGUCGAGGAGUACCUCGAGGUGUAUUUCAGCGACGGGACGGGGAUGGUCUCGGUCCAGUUCGACGACCUGUACGGCCUCAAGAUCCAGCGCAAGGGCCAGCGGCCCUCCCUCCAGUACWUGCUGCAGGAAAGCAUACUGCUGCACGCCCUCCUGGACGAGCUGGAGGCGAUCGCCUUUGGGCAGGGGGACGACGACGGGGAGGCCGUGGACGAGGAGAAACGGCUGCUGCAGUUCGCCGAGGGAAACAAGGACGUCCUCUCCAGGGCGCGGGAGGCGYUGCCGGCCCGGGCCGCCUAGGGCUUUGUGUGGCCCUGUKCUCUACUGAUUUUUCAUGCAAUUCAUCCAAAGCAAUCCAAUCCUUGCUAUGAUUUGCAUGGCAYUAUAACUCAAMAUAAAAAUAGACAGCACAGCACUUU
Pseudo-nitzschia multistriata is the source of this 1259-nucleotide messenger RNA. NCBI's taxonomy places the organism in Eukaryota, Bacillariophyta, Bacillariophyceae, Bacillariales, Bacillariaceae. The record is from the annotation of a GenBank genome assembly.